Molecule: messenger RNA, 1290 nt
Organism: Lodderomyces jiufengensis
Lineage: Eukaryota; Fungi; Ascomycota; Pichiomycetes; Serinales; Debaryomycetaceae
Gene: RPT5
Product: proteasome regulatory particle base subunit
Exons: 1
Coding region: 1-1290 (429 amino acids)
Biological process (GO): proteasome-mediated ubiquitin-dependent protein catabolic process
Cellular component (GO): proteasome regulatory particle, base subcomplex
Molecular function (GO): ATP hydrolysis activity; ATP binding; proteasome-activating activity
Source: RefSeq, a predicted model, not a curated record
AUGGUUACAUUAGAAGAAUUAGAUAAUAUACCGGAAGAAGAUAAUUCUAUUGAUUUAGAAAUUCUACAAUCAUCAACAUCAGAUAUAAUAAAUAGAACUAAAUUAUUAGAUAAUGAUAUAAAAGUAAUGAGAUCAGAAUCUCAAAGAUUAACUCAUGAAAAAACAAUGAUGUUAGAAAGAAUUAAAGAUAAUCAAGAUAAAAUAAAUAAUAAUAAACAAUUACCUUAUUUAGUUGGUAAUGUAGUAGAACUAUUAAAUUUAGAUGUUGAUAAAGAAGCAAGUGAACAAGGAGCUAAUAUAGAUAUUGAUGCAGCAAGAUCAGGUAAAAGUGCAGUUAUAAAAACAUCAACAAGACAAACUAUUUUCUUACCAAUGAUUGGAUUAGUUGAUCAUGAAAAUUUAAAACCAAAUGAUUUAAUUGGAGUUAAUAAAGAUUCUUAUUUAAUAUUAGAUACAUUACCAUCAGAAUAUGAUUCAAGAGUUAAAGCAAUGGAAUUAGAUGAAAAACCUACUGAAACUUAUUCAAAUAUUGGAGGAUUAGAUAAUCAAAUUGAAGAAUUAAUAGAAGCUGUUGUAUUACCAAUGAAACAAUCUGAAAAAUUUAAAAAAUUAGGAAUAAAACCUCCAAAGGGAGCAUUAAUGUAUGGACCACCAGGUACUGGAAAAACAUUAUUAGCAAGAGCAUGUGCAGCCCAAUCUGGUGCAACUUUUUUAAAAUUAGCAGCACCACAAUUAGUUCAAAUGUUUAUUGGAGAUGGUGCAAAAUUAGUAAGAGAUGCAUUUGCAUUAGCAAAAGAAAAAUCUCCAACUAUUAUAUUUAUAGAUGAAUUAGAUGCAAUUGGAACAAAAAGAUUUGAUUCUGAUAAAAGUGGUGAUAGAGAAGUUCAAAGAACAAUGUUGGAAUUAUUAAAUCAAUUAGAUGGAUUUGGAUCAGAUGAUAGAGUUAAAGUAUUAGCAGCAACAAAUAGAGUUGAUACAUUAGAUCCUGCAUUAUUAAGAUCAGGUAGAUUAGAUAGAAAAAUUGAAUUUCCUUUACCAAGUGAAGAAGCAAGAGAAUCAGUAUUAAAAAUUCAUGCAAGAAAAUUACAUUGUGAUAAUGAUUCAAUAAAUUGGAGAGAAUUAGCAAGAUCAACUGAUGAAUUUAAUGGUGCUCAAUUAAAAGCAGUUACUGUUGAAGCAGGUAUGAUUGCUUUAAGAAAUGGUAAAUCUAUUAUAAGACAUGAAGAUUUUGUUGAAGCUAUUGGAGAAGUUCAAGCAAGAAAAUCUAAAUCUGUUAAUUUUUAUGCAUAA